CUUCCGGCAGCGCUCGCUCACUUUCUCGCCCCGCUCCGCCUCUCCAGCGAAAGGGAAAGCGCGUUUACUCCUGACAAAUUCCAGCUGCUGCAACAGCGCGGAAGCUAGCGUUUACGGUGUACUCUACUCCGUAUCGAACUGCCCCGUUCAGUUGCCUCUUUCAACCUGGUGCUGGUGUCGUUUCAAGCCCACUAGUCUACGAAGUUGCGUCACCUUUGCUCGCACAUCGUGCGCGUACCCUGCGAGUUGCAACCCUGAAAGCUGGCCUAUUUUUCGCAGACGCGCGGACUUUGAUGCAACGGGGAUCCGGCAAGUGCUGUAGCCGUGAGAUAUGCACCUUCUGAAGCUUCGUAAAUCGUGAUACUUUGUUGUGUUUUCUCCUCCGGGUGCCUAUAUUAAGCUGCUCAAACAUGCUGGACAUCGUGGGUAGGACAUUCUCUGCUGUGUCCGGUGUCGCGUACUCUGGUACGCUGCCAUACGUGCUGGUGAUGGCAGCCACUCAACGGUUCCUCCUAGCGGCGCUGGUGGCUGUGCUCUGCGCGUACGUUGUGCAAGCUGUAUACAGAUACUACAAGAUGUGGCGGGUCCUACGGCCCAUGGCAGGUCCCGCUGACUUUUUCCCGCCUUUUUUCAACAUCAAAUGUCUGAUCAUCCGCAGGAGCAUGGCUGACAUGUUCCUCAAUACGUCGACAGCUCUCUUCCACCUCUUGAUGGGUCUGAGUCAUUUCUUUGGGAAGGACCGGAUAUUCAAGGCAUAUCUGGGAUUUCAGCCUGUGGUAGUCCUCUUCAAGCCAGAAGCCGUCGAGGCGGUGCUGAACUGCUCGACGAACCUCAAGAAGCCAGUCCUGUAUUCGCUUCUCCACCCAUGGCUAGGCUCGGGACUUCUCACAAGCUUCGGUUCACAGUGGAGGUCACGCAGGAAGCUGUUGACGCCAGCGUUUCACUUCAGGAUCCUCGAAGACUUUCUUCCCAUCAUGAACGAGCAGGGCGAUAUUUUCAGGAAGGUGCUUCAAUCGAACACAGAUAAGGUCGUCGAUGUGACCACUUUCGUCACAGCUUGCACUCUGGAUAUAAUCUGCGAGACAGCAAUGGGUGUCAGAGUGAAUGCUCAGACAAAUCCAUCCUCGACCUACGUCAGCAAUAUUUACAGAGUUGGCACCAAUUUCAUCAACCGGACGGUGCGGCCCUGGCUGUGGAUAGAUUACCUCUACCAGAUGACCGAGGAGGGACGGCUCUACUACAACGACAUCCGCUCCAUACACACGUUCACUAAAAAGGUUAUCCGUGAGCGCAAAGAGACGAAGCUCGCAGAGUUGCAGCUCAUCGACCCUUCCACGGACACGGACUUAAAGAAACGGCCGGUGUUCCUGGAUCUCCUCUUGGCCCAUCACAUAAACGACAACAGCAUCUCGGAGGAAGAUAUACGAGAAGAAGUGGAUACGUUUAUGUUCGAAGGACACGACACCACAGCUGCCGCUAUAUGCUGGUGCAUAUACCUGCUGGGUCAGUACAAAAACGCUCAAAGAAAAGUGCACGACGAGCUGGACGCUAUUUUUGGUAAUGAUCAUAGCCGUUACGCGACGGUCGAAGAUCUCAGGGACAUGAGGUACCUCGAAUGCUGCAUCAAGGAAAGCCUCAGGCUGUUUCCCUCUGUACCCAUCAUCGGACGAGAAGUGCAGAAAGAGUUCACAGUCAAUGGUAAUGUGAUCCCUGAUGGUACCGUCGUUGUGAUAUUCUCCUACGCAUUGCAUCGAGACAAAGACACGUUCCCCAAGCCGGAGGAGUUCAUUCCUGAACGGUUUUCCCCAGAAAACAGCCUAGGAAGGCAUCCUUUUGCGUACGUUCCAUUCUCAGCAGGCCCAAGGAACUGUAUCGGUCAACGUUUCGCCAUGAUGGAAGAAAAGAUCGUACUCUCCAGCCUCUUCCGCCAUUUCUCCGUGGAGUCCUUCCAGAGGCGUGAUCAGCUGGACCUCGCCGGCGAGCUGGUGCUUCGCAACCGAUCGGGAAUCAAAGUCAAGCUCACGUCCCGUUUCAACAACAAGUGAUCUUCAAUACGUGACUCGUACAUAUAUUUCAGUGCCCAAGUGCACGGCCUUGCCAAAUGCUUUUGGAACCAGUGAGACCAGUGUAUAUGCCCAAUCAUCGUCUAGUCAAUGUGCGCUAUGAUGACUGCCGCUUCCCCAACCGAAGCGACAGUACAGUAUGGUCCUCAGAUGGACAGCAACAGGGUCGCAAGGCAGCAAGUAUUGCUCCAGGUCUUCAAGGAAGUACAGUCCGUCUCGUUCUAUAUAGGCUUAAAAAGUGCGAGUCCUUCCUGUUGCUAUGGGUACCAGAGGCAACACGAAGCAGAGAUGCGUUGGUGAAUCAGACGAUAAUGGCUUCAGGAUUUAUGUGCACGUUCCCGCCAUCCCAGUGUCUACCACGCCACAGGACAGGCCCGCGUCGGCAAACAGGACAGCUUGUAUCUUGCCUAAUAGAGUUACAAAAGGCGAUGCUCACAACGCCUUCACUAUAACCACAGGUCUAUAUUGCUACAACGCAGACGACGUUCUCGUACUCUCAUGUGGUGUUGGUAGAUCUGUUUGUCGUAGUCGAAGGUGGGAUUAACCGCAGAGGAAGAAAUAAUUUCGCUUAUCCCUGAGGCUAUAGACGGCGUCACGCGCGCCUGUGGCCUGGUAGUCCGCUCAGUACAGUACGCACCGUACGAUAUGGGACACGUUCCUGACAAGUGUCAUAGAAAGCGAUAAGAUCAUAUUAUUACACCCACAUGUUUCCAAGCAAUGUAAUGUACUGAACGUGCGUGCGGUAGCAAGUUGCCUUUCUUGUGUACAGUUCUGCAAAACGACGCACUGCCGGGACACCUGCCAGUCAUCCCAGUGAACCUGAACUUUUCAUUGCAUUAUGGUUGGGUCGAUCGCCUAGCACUGCAGCGAGAAAAAUGAAACAAAGCCAUAGUUGUCCAAUCCGCAACAUAACGCACGUCUCCUAUUCGCGCGGUCUGUGCAUCAACAGUGAAGGACGUCCACUGCCCAGUCAUUUGUUUCAAUUUUCAAGAUCUUGUUGCUGUUUAUUUUGUACAUGAAAUGUUUGUUGGAUCUAAAGUUUAUGGUUACAUUUCUUACGUUCGAAUAAAUCGGUUACGUUGA
This is a messenger RNA of Ornithodoros turicata, 3146 nucleotides long. Its product is annotated as cytochrome P450 4V2-like. The transcript has 12 exons. Gene Ontology annotation, molecular function: oxidoreductase activity, acting on paired donors, with incorporation or reduction of molecular oxygen; monooxygenase activity; iron ion binding. Bases 411 to 2045 code for a protein of 544 amino acids. Lineage: Eukaryota; Metazoa; Arthropoda; Arachnida; Ixodida; Argasidae. The record is from RefSeq and is a predicted model, not a curated record.